Molecule: messenger RNA, 2070 nt
Organism: Castor canadensis (American beaver)
Lineage: Eukaryota; Metazoa; Chordata; Mammalia; Rodentia; Castoridae
Gene: Plk1
Product: polo like kinase 1
Biological process (GO): protein phosphorylation; mitotic spindle organization
Cellular component (GO): centrosome; kinetochore; nucleus
Molecular function (GO): ATP binding; protein serine/threonine kinase activity; protein binding
Source: RefSeq, a predicted model, not a curated record
GGCGCGUAGGCUCUUGUAACGUUCCCAGCGCGGCGUUUGAAUUCGGGGAGGAGCGGAGCGGAGCCUCUGCAGCGACCCUUCCCGGUGCGCCGAGCAACUCUGGGACCAUGAAUGCAGCGGCGACUGCGGGGAAGCUGGCGCGGACACCGGCCGAGCCGGGAAAAGCCGGGGUCCCUGGAGUUGCAGCUUCUGGGGCCUCAGCGGCUGCCCCGCCGGCCAAAGAGAUCCCAGAGGUCCUGGUGGACCCACGCAGCCGGCGGCGUUAUGUGCGGGGCCGAUUUCUGGGCAAAGGCGGCUUUGCCAAGUGCUUCGAGAUCUCGGACGCCGACACCAAGGAGGUGUUCGCCGGCAAGAUCGUACCCAAGUCUCUGCUGCUCAAGCCGCACCAGAAGGAGAAGAUGUCCAUGGAGAUUGCCAUUCACCGCAGCCUCGCCCACCAGCACGUCGUCGGUUUCCAUGGCUUUUUUGAGGACAGCGACUUCGUGUUCGUGGUGCUGGAGCUCUGCCGCCGGAGGUCUCUUCUGGAGCUGCACAAGAGGAGGAAAGCGCUGACCGAGCCCGAGGCCCGCUACUACCUGCGGCAGAUCAUCCUGGGCUGUCAGUACCUGCACCGGAACCGUGUCAUUCACAGGGACCUGAAGUUGGGCAACCUCUUUCUGAAUGAGGAUCUGGAGGUGAAAAUAGGGGAUUUUGGACUGGCAACCAAAGUGGAAUAUGAUGGAGAACGGAAGAAGACUUUGUGUGGGACUCCAAAUUACAUAGCUCCCGAGGUGCUGAGCAAGAAGGGGCACAGUUUCGAGGUGGAUGUGUGGUCCAUCGGCUGUAUCAUGUAUACCUUGCUAGUGGGCAAGCCACCUUUUGAGACCUCUUGCCUAAAAGAGACCUACCUCCGGAUCAAGAAGAAUGAGUACAGUAUUCCCAAGCACAUCGGCUCUGUGGCUGCCUCCCUCAUCCAGAGGAUGCUACAAACAGACCCCACCGCCCGCCCCACCAUUCAGGAGCUGCUGGACGAUGAGUUCUUUACCUCUGGCUACAUCCCUGCCCGCCUCCCCAUCACUUGCCUCACCAUCCCUCCGAGGUUUUCCAUCGCUCCCAGCAGCCUGGACCCCAGCAACCGGAAGCCUCUCACAGUGCUCAAUAAAGGCACAGAGAACCCCAUGCCUGAGCAUCCCCGGGAAAAGGAGGAAGUAGUGGUUCGAGAGACAAGCGAGGCAGUGGAGUGUCACCUUGGUGACAUGGUGAAGCAGUUGCACAGCGUCAAUGCCUCCAAACCCUCAGAGCGGGGCCUGGUGAGGCAAGAGGAGGCCGAGGAUCCUGCCUGCGUCCCUAUCUUCUGGGUCAGCAAAUGGGUGGACUAUUCAGACAAGUAUGGCCUUGGCUAUCAGCUGUGUGACAACAGUGUGGGGGUGCUCUUCAACGACUCCACCCGCCUCAUUCUCUACGAUGAUGGCGAAAGUCUACAGUACAUAGAGCGGGAUGGUACCGAGUCCUACCUCUCUGUGAAUUCCCACCCCAGCUCCUUGACAAAGAAGAUCACCCUCCUCAAGUAUUUCCGCAACUACAUGAGCGAGCACUUGCUGAAAGCGGGUGCCAACAUCACGCCCCGGGAGGGCGAUGAGCUGGCCCGCCUUCCCUACCUGCGAACCUGGUUCCGCACACGCAGCGCAAUCAUCCUGCACCUCAGCAAUGGCACCGUGCAGAUCAACUUUUUCCAGGACCACACAAAACUCAUCCUGUGUCCUCUGAUGGCGGCCGUGACCUACAUCGAUGAGAAGCGGGACUUCCGCACAUACCGCCUGAGCCUGCUGGAGGAACAUGGCUGUUGCAAGGAGCUGGCCAGCCGGCUGCGCUAUGCCCGCACCAUGGUGGACAAGCUGCUGAGUUCCCGCUCUGCCUGUAACCGCCUCAAGGCUUCCUCCUAGGCCCCUGCCUCGGGACUGGUGCCCCUUUGCUCCCUGGCCCUAGUGGGCCCCCAUGGGUGGGGCGGCUGUAAGUUAUUUUGUACAUGUGCGGGUGUGGCUUUUCUAGCCUCUGCCCCGGCCCUUGGCACACUGUUUGAAUUGUACAGAG